Molecule: messenger RNA, 1575 nt
Organism: Malania oleifera
Lineage: Eukaryota; Viridiplantae; Streptophyta; Magnoliopsida; Santalales; Ximeniaceae
Product: cold-regulated protein 27
Exons: 5
Coding region: 278-1084 (268 amino acids)
Biological process (GO): regulation of circadian rhythm; response to cold
Source: RefSeq, a predicted model, not a curated record
GACGCCAUAGAUAUUUCUUCAGUUACCCAAAAAAUAUCUUUCGCGGCUCGGCCGAACUAUCAAAGAAACGGUGACGUGGCACCGAGAUGGUCCCCUUACACGUGGAAAAGAGCAGACAGCUGGAAAACUCUUUUUUCUUAUUCUCUCUCUCUCUCAGACUCUCUCUCGCAUUGUCUACGCUUGUUGCGUUUUGAGGAAGGCCAAGCACGGCAUCGAGGGUUUCUUGUCUGAACCCCGGCGAAUUUUAUCCAACUCCGGUGAAGAUUCUGCCGUCGAUAUGGAUGAUUUCAGACAGAGGGAGAAGCGGACGGCUUCGUGGAAGUCGGGGCGAACGCGUGACUGUUCUACUGGGCUCGUUGAUCAGGAAGAGGCUUCGAGCUUGGGCUCUCGAUUGACAGAACCCCUGCCUACUGAAUGGACAGAUGAGAAGCACCGAUUGUACCUAAAAUCCAUGGAAGCAUCAUUUGUUGAUCAAUUAUAUAAUUCUGUUGAUCUUUUCGGUUGGCGCUCAGGAGGAAUGAAGCCUGUAGAUCCACAAUCAUCUCGGAAAACUCAUUUGAACACACGUACCUCAUCUGGCCAGCUUAAAGUUCUUCGAGAUGACACCUGGCAGAAUAUCAAUGUUGAUAAAACUGAACCUCAACAUGACAAACCAAUUGGGUCUCGUGCACUUCGGGCAUGUUCGUGGGUCCAGCAUUUUAAAUCUUCUGGUAAGCAAAUUGGAACAUCUCCUGCUCGCCAAGAGAGAACUGGAUCCAAAAGUCAAGCAAUCAACUUGAGAGAAGAAAAGGCGUCAUGCAGUGGAUUAGAUGCUGUUUCAAAGUACUAUCCUGCGGGUGGCUUGCAUAUAUGCCAUCAAGAUUCAGCUGGCAGCAAUACAGAGGCAUCUGAUCAGAACUUUAUUGGGGAAGAUAUUGAAGGAGAGAAGCUUGGCAGUGUAAGCAGCGCUAAAAGGGCAAAGGCGGUGGUUGCUGAUGCAUCUAGCGACGAUCAGGUUGUUCCUCUGAGCAAGCCUCUUGUUACAGAAGAUCUUCCUGCGAAUCGUUCUUCAUCCAGAAGAAAAAGGCUUCAUAGCAAUGGCUAGCCAUCUGGAUUUGCGAGGAAUAAAUAGUCAACAGCUGGUAGCUGGGAUGUAAAUCCUUAGAGAGGGAGAGAGAGAGAGAUCUUCUGGCUUCAAAAUGUGGUAUUCACAGAAAAAAGGAGCUCGAGUCGGAAGAAUUUGCUAUUUUCCAUUCCCAUGCUAAUUUGUUUAUCUGGCAGAUGAGAGAGAGAGAGAGAGAGAGAGAGAGAGAGAGAGAGAGAGAGAGAGAGAGAGAGAGAGAGGGGCGGGGGAAGGUUGCACGGUGCGGAUGACAACUGGUCAUCUGCCCCUUUUUUUGUAUAUUUGGAUAUUUGGUGGUGUAUCUCAGAAGGAUAUGUUGUUGUAUCUUGACAGGUGCUACUCUUGAGUUAGCGCCGUGCUAGUUAUCUCUGCAAUCCCUCUUGCCCGCUUUCUCAAUUGUAUGCUUCAACCAAAAUUCAGCUUUGUAACCCGUGCUUUGUGUUUAUACAUUUUUUUUUUUUUGAGUUGUGUUA